Molecule: messenger RNA, 2460 nt
Organism: Penicillium odoratum
Lineage: Eukaryota; Fungi; Ascomycota; Eurotiomycetes; Eurotiales; Aspergillaceae
Gene: cwh41
Product: mannosyl-oligosaccharide glucosidase
Exons: 7
Coding region: 1-2460 (819 amino acids)
Biological process (GO): protein N-linked glycosylation; oligosaccharide metabolic process
Cellular component (GO): endoplasmic reticulum membrane
Molecular function (GO): Glc3Man9GlcNAc2 oligosaccharide glucosidase activity
Source: RefSeq, a predicted model, not a curated record
AUGCAUUUACGGAUUACAACUCUCCUUACAUCACUCCUCUACGCGGGGACUCUUGCAACCCAAGACCCUAAUGAUGUGUCCAUCUUGAUCAAAGAGGCCGCGCGUGCCAACAACGAGUCGCUGCUAUGGGGCCCCUACAAACCGAAUCUGUAUUUCGGCGUGCGUCCUCGGAUCGCAAAUAGUCUUGCUGCGGGAUUGAUGUGGGCAAAGGUGGAUAACUUUGCUACAGCACAAGGAAAUUUCCGACACACCUGCGAACAACAUGAAGGAAUGGACGGGUAUGGAUGGGACGAGUACGAUAUUCGCAAGGGAGGACGCCAGACUAUCCAUGAUGCUGGGAACACUCUGGACCUCACAAUUGAUUUCGUCAAGGUCCCCGGUGGCCAGAACGGUGGUAGCUGGGGAUUCAGGGUGAAAGGUACUCCGCGUGAAGAUGGUGCACCAGAUCAGCCUAUUUCGAUGCUAUUCUAUACGACACUUGAGGGAUUGGGUCAAUUGGGUGUGGAUCUGGACAGCGUGGGCGAUGCCCCUGCGCUGGAGGGUGACGUCAAGUUCAACGGUUUCUCUUCCGAGCUUGGGGACUUCUCUAUCGAUGUUACUGCUGGACCGGAUACCAAUGACUAUUAUGAGCAUGCUCACCCGAGCUACGAGGCGAAACCAUUGGGCAAGGGUAUUGUAUCUAGUGAGACCUACCCCCAGGAGCAGCUCUGGCAGGCUAAGGGGAUCAUGUUCAUGCAGAUGAAGGAGGAGGUGGAGCCAGCUAUCCAGGAGUAUGGAACGGAGAACCCUCCGCCGCCAGCUCAGCUGUUCACUGUGAAGCAUAAACCCGGCAAUGGCAACAUUCAUUUCGUCCAGAAGGUCUUCAAGGGUCCCUUCGAGUUUGACGUUCUUUUCUCGUCUGGCUCUGCUGGUGAGCCUCUUACAUCGGAGACUAUAACCAAGGAGCUCGAGAAAUCUUCGCUAUCUUUCUCGGAGAGAUUCAAGCAGGUGCUUGCACCACAGGUGCCUUUCGACUCGGCCAAGUACUUGAAGUUUUCCAAGGCCAUGCUUUCCAACCUAAUCGGUGGCAUCGGCUUCUUCCAUGGUGACGAUGUUGUUGAGCGGUCUGCUUCUCCGGCUUAUGAUGAGGAAAACGAGGGCUUCUGGGAGGAAACCGCGGCGGCUCGCGCAGUGGCCAAGCCUGUUAUUGAAGGUCCCAAGGAUCUCUUCACUUGUGUCCCCUCUCGUCCAUUCUUCCCUAGAGGCUUCCUCUGGGACGAAGGCUUCCACUUGCUGCCCGUGAUGGAAUAUGACUCCGACCUUGCCCUCGAAAUCAUCAAGAGUUGGUUCCACCUGAUGGACGAAGAUGGAUGGAUUGCCCGCGAGCAAAUCCUGGGUAUGGAGGCUCGUAGUAAGGUGCCUCCUGAGUUCACAGUCCAGUACCCUCAUUACGCCAAUCCGCCCACUCUCUUCAUGGCCCUGGAAGCGUUCAUGGACAAAGCAUUGAGCAACAAGAGCAUCCAAUCGGAAGGUCUUGAUGCAAGCGACGUUGCAGAGAGCCUUCGAUCUGCAACUUUGCGCAACCCCGACCUGGCCGAUGCCUACCUUCGUUCCUUCUACCCCCUGAUGAAGAGACACUACAACUGGUUCCGCAACACCCAGCGCGGAGACAUCAAGUCCUAUGACCGCGACGCAUUCUCUACAAAAGAAGCCUACCGCUGGCGCGGACGUUCCGUUCAGCACAUCCUGACUUCUGGAAUUGAUGACUACCCUCGUGCUCAGCCGCCCCACCCCGGCGAGCUGCACGUUGACCUGAUCAGCUGGAUGGGUAUGAUGACUCGCACAUUGCGUCGCAUCGCGGAGACUCUGGGUGAGACGGAAGAUGCCGAGGAGUUCGCUUACCACGAGAACGCUAUCUCGCGUAACAUCGAUGAUCUGCACUGGGACGAAAAGGAGCAGACAUUCUGCGAUGCUACCAUCGACGAGUUCGAAGAGAGCGUGCAUGUCUGCCACAAGGGUUAUGUCUCCAUCUUCCCGUUCCUGACGGGCAUGAUUGGUCCCGAAAGCCCCCGCCUUAAGGCUAUUUUGGAUUUGAUCAGCGACCCCGAGGAACUGUGGAGUGAUUACGGUAUUCGCAGCUUAAGCAAGAAGGAUGAGUUCUACGGCACCGAGGAGAAUUACUGGCGCAGCCCUAUCUGGGUCCCGAUCAACUACUUGACGGUGAAAAACCUUUACGUCAUCGCCACCACCGAGGGUCCCCACCAGGAGCAGGCCCGUGAGAUGUACUCUAAAUUGCGCAAGAACCUUGUGGAGAAUGUUUUCCGUGAGUGGGAGAAGACCGGAUUUGCCUGGGAGCAGUACAACCCUGAAAAUGGUGCUGGCCAGCGGACGCAGCACUUUACCGGCUGGACCAGUAUGGUGGUGAACAUCAUGUCCAUGCCUGACCUGGCCAAAUCCGAAGUCUCCCAUGAUGAGCUUUAG